Mucor mucedo is the source of this 402-nucleotide messenger RNA. RefSeq lists its product as uncharacterized. The transcript has a single exon. The record is from RefSeq and is a predicted model, not a curated record. NCBI's taxonomy places the organism in Eukaryota, Fungi, Mucoromycota, Mucoromycetes, Mucorales, Mucoraceae. The annotation marks the transcript as partial.
AUGGCAGAAACUCUUCCCGAAUCUUGGGCAAACAUCGUGUCCCUUGGAAAAUCCAAGAAAGUUAUUCGCCCUUUGUCUGUCUCUAACAAUUUGGAUUCUCAAUUCAAGUUACAAAGUAAGGUAAUCUACCAACAUGAAAUCCUUGACAGCAUCAUCAGAAUGCAGCAGGCUACCGCAAUCGUGAAACAGGCCUUGACACCUGACUCUGCUCUUUUCUCCUUUCCUGCUUCUUUACUCGAACAUCGUACCGAAGCAUAUAAGCUUAUUGAAACGCAAUGUGGGCCGGUCCAUGGUUUCCGCCCAAUCAGUAAUUAUGGCUCGAGCUUAAAUGGUGAUCUUUUGAUUGAAGUCAAAUUUGUUGAUGACUCAAGUCUUGAAAAGGCAAUUUUUACUGGUGUUACA